CUUCACAGAGAGAGAGAGAGAGAGACUACAUUUGACCAGACAGACACAGGUAGAUUCUACAGGUAGACAGGUAGACUACACUCGACCAGACAGACACAGGUAGACUCUACAGGUAGACAGGACUACACUCAACCAGACAGACACACAGGAGACAUGAUGCUGCUACGAGUCACUACUCUGCUCCUAUUGGCUGGUGGGCUUUGGGACUCUGCAACAGCUGCUACAGGGUCAGACGGGGCCAUUGACUGUUGCCUGACGACAAGUUCCGCUCGCAUCCCUCCUAACAUUGUGAAGUCCUACGAAGUCCAGACCACUGACGGAGGAUGCAAAGUCGACGCAACGCUGUUCACCACAAAAAGAAACAAGAAACUGUGUGCCCCACCUGCCUCCCAAGAGAAGUGGGUGCGAGACAUCCUCAAGCGUCUUAACAAGGAAUCAUCACCGCGUGUGGGAAAAGGCUGCAGAAAAGGAAAGAACCAGAAGCAGGGAAGAAGAUGCAGAAACAGGCAGUAACUCCUGCACUGACCACUCCUGAAGCGCCUGGGUGUGUGUGUGUGAGCAGAUCCAUUUGUGUGUGACUGUGUGAGAAUGUGCCUUGUGUGUGAA
Messenger RNA from Alosa alosa (allis shad), 606 nucleotides. RefSeq names its product chemokine (C-C motif) ligand 19b (gene ccl19b). The transcript is spliced from 4 exons. The record is from RefSeq and is a predicted model, not a curated record. The coding region runs from base 154 to 513 and encodes 119 amino acids. Gene Ontology annotation, cellular component: extracellular region. Gene Ontology annotation, molecular function: CCR chemokine receptor binding; chemokine activity. NCBI's taxonomy places the organism in Eukaryota, Metazoa, Chordata, Actinopteri, Clupeiformes, Clupeidae. Gene Ontology annotation, biological process: lymphocyte chemotaxis; positive regulation of GTPase activity; cellular response to tumor necrosis factor.